Molecule: messenger RNA, 1441 nt
Organism: Dendroctonus ponderosae (mountain pine beetle)
Lineage: Eukaryota; Metazoa; Arthropoda; Insecta; Coleoptera; Curculionidae
Exons: 5
Coding region: 264-1334 (356 amino acids)
Source: RefSeq, a predicted model, not a curated record
AUCUAUCCAGUUUAUAGAUGCAUUCAAGUUAUACAAAAAACUUUUUCUAGACGAUUUCCAUUGAGGCUCUAACCUAAUUGAUGUUUAGGUAAUUAUUUUGACAAGUGGUUGUGAAAACAGCAAAGAAGAGUGAAAUGUUUUGGUAAACAAACGUGGAAAUCGUAAAAAAUCCAUCAAAUAAGGGCACUUUACAGACCAGGAAUUUCAGUUUUGUAGUUGAGUUCAGUUUGAGUUCAGUAUUGUAGUUUAGCAUUAGGACAGAGAUGGAUCAUCUAGCUCAGGAUCUGAGCAUCGCUCUGGAAGAAUCUGAGUCUUGCGGCCCAAUAGUAAGUCAGGCCUCAGGGAAGUUUUCCAUGAGACGGCGGACACGAUCUGCUGGAAAUUUGCCACAACUAUAUACGCAUAAAUCGGCGGAUAACAACUCAGAAGAAAGCUCUAGCAGCCCAUCGGAGUUUAAGAGCGAUAAGCAUCGCUCCAAACUGGCCAGUUUUUAUCAUUCAGACUCGGACGAUUUGUGUUUGAGCGCCGCAGUCGCAAAAGCUCUGGAUCACAAGAACUCGCUGCGAAUGAGGCACUCUAUUCACGGAUUAUUAAGAGGUGUGAGUCACAGUUUGGAAUCCGACUCAGUAAAUGAACAUUCCCCGGCCAGUCGUCCGAGCUUGAGGCGUAAAAGGAAGUUUAAAAGGAUAAGUUUCGAGGAGACUCCCAUUCCUCCCACUGGCAAGAGGAAGCGAUCGCAACGAAUGGAUUUCGAUUACAACGUAAGAUCGCUGAGAAGCUCGCUGAAAAUUCGACCGUUACACCAAAGCGUGGUGGAUAAGAUUGAUAAGUUUUGCCAUCCUGCUGCUGUAGAGGAGGACGCCAGGAUGGACACUCUGGAUGAUAAUUGCGAGGUGGCUAGCGAGAGCAGCAUCAGUUGGAGUGGUGGAGAAGGCCAUGAAGGAGAUGAUGAGUUGACCGAUUGGGCGCCCCCUAUGGAAAGCACUUCGAUGGAUCCGGCGCCUUGGCCCGAAGAUUCCAGAGAGAUCAGAGCAGGUUGCCGUCGACUACGCGACGAACGACCGGGAUUCAGUAUAUCUACCGGGGCCAACGAAAGAGUCGCCAAAUUUCUGCAGGAUUCCACCAAAUUCGAACUUCGCCUCUUCGGGGCUGAACGUGAAAAGUUGGGGCAGUUAGCCGCUCUUUAUUCUUUGGAUCUGUGGUUUGAAGCAGCCGGAACCACUUUGCUGCGUAAAACGAGCAAAACCCCCUACAUGCAACCAACGCAGCGACGCCAUUCGGGCCACAGCUCCCAUCAUAAGCGGAUUCGCACUCAAAAACAUGAUGGACAUUGAAUUUAUCAUAAUCACACUGUUAACACUGUAGUAUUCGAUCCAGCGCACUAUUGCAAGUGGAUAAUUAACAUGUACGUUAAAUGUAAAUAGACCUAUAAGAGGACGAA